CUCUUUAUGUCAGCUCGGUUGCUGUAGCAGCAGCAGUGUGAGGACAGCGCUCGUAUGAAGCGCCGCUGUGUUCCUCUGAGAGCCGACCACAACCUGCUGACCCCCGACAGACACACACAGUGAGUACCACACACACACACACACACACACACACACACACACACACACACACACACACACACACACACACACACACACACAUUUGCACUCCAAUAGUUAGUCUCAUUUGAGGAGUGGAUAUAACACAGGAACACCCUGAUAGUAAGUUUUGUUAUUGUUGUUUGAGUGGUUCUCUUUUUGUACGGCAGAGUAUCAGGGACACAUUUAGGAGAGUAAAAAAGUCAAAAUUUCAAAAUAAAAGUUAUGAUUUUAGGAGAAUAGAGUCGUGAUAUUAUGAAUAAAGCCGUGAAAUCUACAGCUGUCAGAUUUUGAGGUUGUGGUCAUAAUAUUAUGGGGGUAAAAAUGUAGUUUAGUGUGAAUAAAGGAACAAUUAAGACAUCAUUUGGUUGGUUGGUCUGUCCUGUUAGACCUACUAUUUGUGGGGCGCCGGGUGGCUCAUCAGUUAAAACACGCCUCAUGUACGGAGGCCUCAGUCCUCAUAGCAGAGGCUGCUGGUUCGACUUACAGUUACGACCUUUUGCAGCAAGUCUUCCCAGAGACAACAGCUGAAAAUAAUAAAAGGUAUAAACUCAAUAAAUUUGAUUAAAAUCUGUAAAUUUAUUCACCUGAAAGAAACCUGACGAUGCAGUUUUGUGGUUUCCUGUUGUGUCUCUGCAGGUCGGGGGUCAGGCUGCAUCCCGCCGUUCAGGCGAGGUUGGAGGCGAUCGCUUCCUCAUCAGAACACCUGACUGACUCCUCCAGCAGCGAAUCAGCUGUCACAACCAGGAGUCAGAGGCAGCGCCAUGUCGUGGCAUCUCUGCCUCGCCGUCUGAGAUUUGAGGAUGAGACAGAAACAGAGGCGGAGUCUCGGUAUCUGGAGCGACUGCGGCAGAGGAGAGGGGCGGGGACGAGGGGAACAGGUGUCCUGGUACCUAAACCUGACCUGAACCUGUUAUUAAACAGCAAUGUGGGGGCAGGACCUCAGGGGGCGGGGCCUGUUGUAGGAGGACACCAAAAACGAUGGCUGUCAGGGGGACAGGUGGGUCAAAAUGACUCCUGUAGGACAAUUUUAGUGGGCGGAGUCAACCUGAACCUUUGUCUACGCCCACCUGAAGACCACGGACAUAGACUGUACAAGUCCCGCCUUAACCUGAGAACUGAGCCAAUCAGAGAGACCUACAUCGGCUCUGUGUCAUACGACGAACCUUUUAGGGGAGGGGACACAUCAAGGGGCGUGACUGAUAACCAGGUGAGGAGGACAAGGACCAGUCUGAAGGAAGUUAAUGGAAACCACAUGACCAUUUCUGAGGCCACACCCACUUCAGAUCUGCCAAUAAACCCCUACGCCCCAGAAACACUAGCCACGCCCACUCAGCCCUCAGGGUGCCCCACACCUGUCUUUACCUGCCACCGCACCUCAGCCGGACCUCCUGAGACAUCAGCCAUGACCUCACGGUGCAUCCAACCCAACAGCACCAAAGCAAGAAAGACCCAGCUACAGGACAGGAACCAGACCCGGAACCAGGACAGAAAGUCAAACCAGAACCAGGACAGGAACCAGGACAGAAAGCUGAACCCGAACCAGGACAGGAAACAGAGACAGAACCAGGAAAGGAACCGGGACAGGAACCAGAACCAGGUCCAGGACAAAAAUCUAAACCAAAUCAAGGAAGAAAUUCAAACCAAGAACCAGGACAAGACCCAGAUCCAGGAUGUGCUAAGCAAACCUGCAUUGACUCGGCCCCAGAGGGAGCUCUGUUUGGGGGCAGAGCCGAAGGGGAGGAGCAGGUGUAGGGAAGUCCGAACAACAAGCCCCGCCUCCUCAGGUGAGACAACAGGUGAGGACUUUAAUCCUCUUGUAUGUACUCUGUCUGACAGCGCCGUCAGACUGGUCGUCAUCACACACUUCCCACCUCUGCUUUGUUUACAGCUGAGAGUCAAGCCCCGCCCACUUCUGACGGCAACAGCAAUGGUCAGUUGAAACAGCCAAUGAGAGCAGAGCCAGCAGUUGAUGACAUCUCACUUCCUGAACAGUGAGUACAUCGCCUUGACAUCAUUAAGUAUUAAUGCUGCGUUCGAGUUACCUCGCUUGCCUUAUAUUCGGACAAGGCAAGCGCUAAAAUAACUUUUGUAGAUGUAGCCAUCUUAUUUCCAACUUGGUAACUGAAACGCUGGUAACUCAGGUGUGUCGUCAUUUUCAGCUCGGACUUUUGACUUCUGGGGUAACUUGAUCGUAGCAUAAGUAUAUUGAUUUGUUGCUAUGGUUACUGAAUCAGAGAACCAACCAUCCAGCUGAUAAUGUGUACAUUUGGAUUCUUUGUUUUCUAAUCUGACACUUACUUCAUCUUUGUUUCUGUCAGCUCCAUGUCCAGGGAUGAACCGGCUCGUCUGUCUCUGCGACGUCUUUUUGCCAACGUUAAACUGAGCAGGAAUCGUGCCGCCAGCCUCGACCGACUCAGCUCAAGACCCCGCCCCUCGCCACCUAGCCAGACCCAGCCUGAGUCUGCCCCCUAUAGUGCUGCGAAGUCCUCCAGUCUGCUGAAGAGAACCCCUUCUUUCCAGUCCCUAAAUGUGGUCAGCCAAUCAGCUAUUUGAAGUUUACUGGUUACCAUCGUUUAUAUCCAAAUCCAUUAGCCUACAACAGUCUAAGCCUACAUUGGUCUUAGCCUACAUCAGUAUUAGCCUAUAGCAGUCUAAGCCUACAUCUGUAUUAGCCUACGACAGUCAAAGCCUACAUCAGUAUUAGGCUAUAGCAGUCUAAGCCUACAUUAGUUUUAGCCUACGACAGUCUAAGCCUACAUUGGUCUUAGCCUACAUCAGUAUUAGCCUAUAGCAGUCUAAGCCUACAUCUGUAUUAGCCUACGACAGUCAAAGCCUACAUCAGUAUUAGGCUAUAGCAGUCUAAGCCUACAUUAGUUUUAGCCUACGACAGUCUAAGCCUACAUUGGUCUUAGCCUACAUCAGUAUUAGCCUAUAGCAGUCUAAGCCUACAUCUGUAUUAGCCUAUAGCAGUCUAAGCCUACAUUGGUCUUAGCCAACAUCAGUAUUAGCCUAUAGCAGUCUAAGCCUAAAGCAGUCUAAGCCUACAUUAGUUUUAGCCUACAUCAGUAUGAGCCUACAGCAGUCUUGGCCUACGACAUUCUAAGCCUACAUCAGUAUUAGCCUAUAGCAGUCUAAGCCUAAAGCAGUCUAAGCCUAAAGCAGUCUAAGCCUACAUUAGUUUUAGCCUACAUCAGUCUUAGCCUACAACUGUAUUAGCCUAUGACAGUCAAAGCCUACAUCAGUAUUAGGCUAUAGCAGUCUAAGCCUACAUUAGUUUUAACCUACGACAGUCUAAGCCUACAUUGGUCUUAGCCUACAUCAGUAUUAGCCUAUAGCAGUCUAAGCCUACAUCUGUAUUAGCCUACGACAGUCAAAGCCUACAUCAGUAUUAGGCUAUAGCGGUCUAAGCCUACAUUAGUUUUAGCCUACGACAGUCUAAGCCUACAUUGGUCUUAGCCUACAUCAGUAUUAGCCUAUAGCAGUCUAAGCCUACAUCUGUAUUAGCCUAUGACAGUCUAAGCCUACAUUGGUCUUAGCCAACAUCAGUAUUAGCCUAUAGCAGUCUAAGCCUAAAGCAGUCUAAGCCUACAUCAGUAUUAGCCUAUAGCAGUCUAAGCCUACAUCAGUCCUAGCCUACAUUAGUUUUAGCCUACAUCAGUCUUAGCCUACAACAGUAUUAGCCUACAACAGUCUAAGCCUCCAUCAGUAUGAGCCUUAAAUCAGUGAAGGCCUACAGCAGUCUAAGCUUUCCUCUGGUUCCAGCCUGAUCCAGCUCUCUCUACAAACUUUCUCAAACAUGUUCAUAGUUCAUAAUCAGCUGCAGAGUUUGAUUGUUUGUAUCUCUGUCUUCUCUGCAGGGGGUGCCCUUUCUGCCACUGAGAAAGUCUUCAUCAGUCCAGAGUUUGUGGUCAGAGCAGAAGAAGAAGAGGAGGGAUCGAUCAGCUGACUACAAACCAGCUGCUGAUCAGUAAGACACCUGAUCAAUAAUUCACCAGUAGAUAAACCUCAGCCAAUCAGAGAGAAGGAAACAUAAAGCAGCGUGUCACAGCUCACCUGCCCUCUGUCUGUCCCUCAGGUGUGUCCACAGGUGUGUCAGUGUUGAGGAUGUCAGCUGUCCCUCUUCGGUCCGUUCUGUCGGUCGGGUUCUGCAGGUUUAUUCUGACGGGACGAUUCUGUUGGAGAUCAGUCGACUGAAGAACCGAACGUUUGGAUUCAUCAUCAGCAGAGGGAGAGGACGGCCCGACUCUGGUACUACAAACACUUCAACUAAUACUACAAAUGUUUAAGAUACUACAACGAAUACACGAGAAAUACUUCAGCAACGGACACAUCAAAGACAACAAACAAAUACUACCAUUAACACAAAAAAAUACUACCAUUAACAAUAACAAACACUACCAUUGAAACUUACAAACACUACCAAAACACUAACAAAUACUACCAUAAAAACAGACAAAUACUACCAUUAACAUGAACAAAUACUACCGUAAAAACAAAUAAUAAAUACUACCAUAAACACAAACAAAUACUACCAUUAACAUGAACAAAAACUACCAUUAACACAAACAAAUACUACCAUUGACGCUCACAAAUACUACCAUUAAAACAAACAAUUACUUCCAUUAACACUGCUGGUCCAGAAAUGACAAAUUGUACCACGCAAUAACUUCAGAUACUUCUAAUACUACAUAUUUUAAAAAAUACCUCAAAUGCCAUUACACAAAUUAACUCUGGCAGAUAAAAAAACAUCUAAAUAUCAGAGUAUCAGCACAUAUUUUAAAAACAGUGCAAGAACCUUUAUAUUAGAGUAAAUGUACUUAUUGAUAAGGGGAGAAGUACUUAUUAACCAUAAGUGUAUGAGUACUUGUUUAUCAGAGCAAAGAUAUCAGAGUAUCAGUACUUAUAUACAAAAGACAUAUUUUUCCAUCGAAGUAUAAGUACUAGCUUGUCAGGUUAUUUCAUUACUAUUCAGAGUGAAAGUACUUAUUAAUUGCAGUAGAAGUUCAAAUUAUGCCUUUAUGUCAGAGUUUAAUUACUUAGGGUAUAAGUACGUAUCAGAGUAUAAGUUUCUAUAUAUAUAUCAGUGUCAGUACUUGUUAUUCACAGUCUAAGUUCUACAAGUGCCUUCAUAUUACAGUAUCUGUAUUUUUAUACCUUAGUAUUAGUCAUUGUUCAGAGUACUUGUAUGAUCGGAGUAUAAAUACUGUGUUCUGCAGGUGUGUACGUGGAGGACAUGGUCGACUCCGGCACUCAGAAGUUAUACUCUGGUCUGCUCGCCGUCGGAGACGAGAUCCUGGAGGUGAACGGCGAGAAGGUCGCCUGUCUCAGUCUCGAUCAGGUGACACACCUGCUGACCCAAAAUACGACCGCCACUGUUCGAGUCCUCCGGCGCCUGCAGGUACUUCCACGAUGACUACGCCUUCGAUGACUGACCUACCACAGUACUACCAACAGUACUACAGUGACUGUACAGAGGACUGUUGGAGGAUAGUUUACGGCCUGGAGAGAACUUUCUUAAAUGCAGUACUUUUUUGUAUUUUUAAGUGUAUUUCAGUGUUUUAAACACCCGCAGUAUCGCUCAAAGCAGCUUUCAGGUACUUUUAUGCUUGUUGACAUUUCUUAAACAUAAAUAUUGAACCGUAGUGCGAGUCUACUGUGAAAUAAAAAGUAUAAACAAUUUUUUUUCUUCAACAGUUUUUAUUUUUUCUUUCACCUGCAGUUUGCAUAAAUGAGUCCACAUGAUUAUCUCCACAAAUAAAAUGAUCAUCAUGUUUUUACGCCACAGUAUUAUUUCUGUGAUUUUCACUCCUCAUGUCCACAGACAGACAACAUUCUCACAGCAACAGUCAGUCUUUCUUUUCUCUAAACCUGUGUGUUGAAAUAAAAAUUCACCUUCAGACAUUAAAUUCAGUCAAACAGAAUUUUCAAUAAGACAUUUGAACUUCAGUCAUCGGUCUGUUUUGGAUCAAAAUGAGGCAAAAAUACUGACAGGUUGUUAUUUUUAUCAUUAUUAUUUUGACCAUUUUCAUUAUUAGCUUUAACAAAAUUAUUAUUGAAGGGCUCCAUUAUUGUUUUCUAAAACAGUGACUCAGAAUUAUUUCAAAUUAAAACACAAAACCAACCAUCAGUAAAAGAAAAACAAAAAAACUCUCAUGGUCAUGAAACACUUCAUAAACACAGACUAAAACAGAUCUGUUUUAACCUUUUUUAAAAUCUAUUUUAGAUCUGACCUUUGUGGUUUUAUUUUGAAAAACCAAAACAGGAAAUAUGCAACACUUCAGCCCCUGCAGACACCUGUAGAUUUUUUCUACAGUGAGUACCACUGAUGACGGGACGGCGUGAUCGGCUUCUUCGUCUCCAGCUCAUCUGCCACCUAAUUUCCUGCUGAAGCUUCACAAUAAAAGCCAUUACAUUCGGUGAGAAAAGGCUUUUAUUGUGAAGCAGCAAGAGGAUAUCUAAGGUUCAAACUGUUCAAUAGUCAACAGUAGAAAAAUCAACGAUCAAUAAAGUGAUCUAGUAGUAAAAUAAAGGACACAGUCGAGUACGAUAAACAAACUGAGAGGAAAAUAAAACAAGAAUUCAGUCACUUCAAAUAAAAUAAAACUGUAAACAGGAAGUCUUAGUGUUUUUCUUUUUUUUUUACAUAGUGUUUUUAGAUCAUUUUAACACAAACUCCAACUGAACACUGAACAGCUUUAGAGUUAGAGCAAGUUACAUCUGGAGUUAAGAGGAUACACUGGUGUUACAGACAGAAAGUAAACUGGUUUAAGUGGUUCAUCUAGCUACAUCAAGUUAGAGGUUUUUAUUCCGUUUUAGUGGUUUUAACUGUUUUUAACUGUUUUUAACUGGUCAGUGAUGUUUGGAGUAAAGCUGGGCUUACUCAGAGGUUUAGAUGUUGUUUAAUGGUGAAGUGGAGGGUUAGAGACUGGAGAUUUUUAUUCAGUCACUCUCAAGUCAAACUUAAUUUUGAGCAGUUUGAAAGGAGUUUAACUGAAUUUUACUGGAGUUUAACUAAACUUCAACUAGAGUUUAACUAAACUAUAACUGAAGUUGAACUAAGCUUUAACUAGAGUUUAAUUAAACUUGAACUGGAGAGUAAAUGUAGUUAACUAAACUAACUAGAUUUUACUUUUACUUUAACUAGAGUUUAACUUAACUAAAACUAAGGUUGAACUAUGCUUUAACUUGACUUUAAUAAAACUGAAACUGGAGUUUAACCAAACUUUGAUUCAAGUUAAGCUUAACUUUAACUAGAGUUUAACUAAACUUCAACUAGAGUUUAAUUAAACUUUAACUGGAGUGUAAAAGGAGUUUAACCAAACUUUAACUGGAGUUGAGCUAAACUUCAGCUGGAGUUUAAACCAACUUUAACUGAAGUUGAACUUAACUUCAACUAGAGUUUAACUAAACUUCAACUGAGGUUGAACUUAACUUUAACUAGAGUUUAACUAAACUUUAACUGGAGUUUUACUGGAGUGUAAAAGGAGUUUAACCAAACUUUAACUGGAGUUGAGCUAAACUUUAGCUGGAGUUUAACUAACUUUGGUGUAACUUUUUUUUAACUGGAGUUUAACCAAACUUUAACUGGAGUUGAACUUAACUUCAACUAGAGUUUAACCAAACUAUAACUGGAGUUUAAAUGGAGUUUUUCUGGAGUUUCACCAAACUUAAGCUGGAGUUUAACUAAACUUUAACUUGGGUGUAUCUUUGUUUUAAUUGGAGUUUAACACUUAUUUUUUAAGGAGUUAAUUCGAG
Molecule: messenger RNA, 7896 nt
Organism: Xyrichtys novacula (pearly razorfish)
Lineage: Eukaryota; Metazoa; Chordata; Actinopteri; Labriformes; Labridae
Source: the annotation of a GenBank genome assembly